GCAUCACGACAGGCAGCAGCAACACCACCGUAUGGUAUGGAUCAUAGGGCAGUGUCAUGCGAAAUCCUACCUCCCAACUUCCAAGCUUAUUCCCGAGUAUCAUCAUGCUGCUUCCACACGUGGGACACUACUCCAAUUGAAUUCCAGUCUGACCCUUCAUCGUUUCAGGGCUAAACGCUUGGUCCAAUGGAGCUGUGCGGUUUGAACGCUGCAUUCCUGGCGGUAACGGCGUUAGAAAGCCCCGUCCUUGUCAACCAAACCGAGCGCCUGCCGACUCGGGCUGUCACCAGACUCGGAAGGAGGAGCGCUUGCCGCACAUGUUCGGACGAUCCCACCAUGACAGAAUCGGAUCCACUUUUUCGAGGAACGGAACUUUGGGACUUCUGGCCUCCCCAGAUCUCCAGAUCCUGUACCCACCUUACCUUGGCCUUUUGUCUACCUAUUCUCACCGAUCCUGGUCUAGUGUACCUUGACCUACAUUCAUUCCCCUGCAUCGAUACUACGGCACCCCUAGUCCUACUCCGGCUCUCUGUCCCUGAGUCCAAUAUCUCUUCCAGUGACUUCCAAGUAAAUAACGGGGCAGACAACGGGGCUACAGCUGAGGUAGGUACAUCCGGCUUGUUCUGGCUGCUGGCAUGUUGGAGCGCCACAAGCGGGAAUGUUUACGUACCGAACCGCCACUGCCGCCGGCAUGUUGGUGUACUUCAGCUAUACUGAGGUCGAGAGGGACCCGAGGGGCCUAGUGACCCUCAAGCGUAUACUAGUGUUCUGCGGGGGAUCGCAGAGCCGCGGGAAAUGAGUGAGGACCCAGUACCCCGGGCACCCCUUCGGGACAACCCCGGCCGCACGAUGAUGCUACUGUUGUAGUUCCGGGGAACGGCCGGUCGGCGGGCGG
Messenger RNA from Chaetomium strumarium, 895 nucleotides. RefSeq lists its product as uncharacterized. NCBI's taxonomy places the organism in Eukaryota, Fungi, Ascomycota, Sordariomycetes, Sordariales, Chaetomiaceae. Bases 187 to 717 code for a protein of 176 amino acids. The record is from RefSeq and is a predicted model, not a curated record. The transcript is spliced from 2 exons.